This is a messenger RNA of Phycodurus eques (leafy seadragon), 1081 nucleotides long. It is a transcript of the gene uraha, whose product is annotated as urate (5-hydroxyiso-) hydrolase a. Gene Ontology annotation, molecular function: hydroxyisourate hydrolase activity. Lineage: Eukaryota; Metazoa; Chordata; Actinopteri; Syngnathiformes; Syngnathidae. Gene Ontology annotation, biological process: purine nucleobase metabolic process. The coding region runs from base 31 to 441 and encodes 136 amino acids. The record is from RefSeq and is a predicted model, not a curated record. The transcript is spliced from 4 exons.
GAGAGGUUCGGAUUGUAUUCAUCCGUGCAUAUGAGUUCAAACAGGCUAGAGCGACUCAAGAGCCAUAUUUUGCCUAAAAAUAAGAUAAGAGCAAUGGCAAGUCCUGUGACCACACACGUGCUGAACACUGCCAAUGGUGUCCCCGGGGCCAAGAUAGCCCUCAGCCUACAUCGACUCGACCCCUCAACUGAGACAUGGCUGUUGAUUAACACUGGGCUCACAAAUGCUGAUGGCCGCUUCCCUGGACUCAUCUCGCAACAACAAUUUCUGUGUGGUGUGUACAAAUUGCGCUUUGAAACUGCUCAGUACUGGGAAAGUAUGGGGGAGACCUCCUUUUACCCAUAUACUGAGAUUGUCUUCACCGUAAGCGACGCAGAUCAAAAGUACCACAUACCACUGCUCUUGAGUCGUUUCUCGUACAGUACGUACAGAGGGAGCUAGAGGUCAAGUGUGUGGUGACCUUCAGCGACUGGCAUGCUUCUUUCUUGGAAACAUUCUCAGUUCAAAUGACACGAGUGCUACAGCCAUUCUACUCAAAAAACAAAUGUGCCAAUAAUUAUUUGUAUUCUUUAUAAGAAAUUAGGUAUUACAACCAGUAGUAGUCUUUGAAAUUAAAUAAUUAUAUUUUGAUACAUUUCACUUAGUAGUAAUAGUUUAACCCCACUUAAUGUAAUUUUUGGAAUAUGAAUGAAAUUAUUAAACAUGUAUGUAUGUAACAUGCAGUACAUUUUCUGAUAUGUCUCUUUGUGAACUAAAAGAUUGAAGCAGAGUACACAUAUGGUACAACAAUUUUUAAAAUUUGAGUGACCCUACACAUGAUGAGGAAAAUAAUCUGCAUGUGUGUGCUCAUUGUUGCUUGUAUGGCAUGAGAUGUACAGUACUGUAGAUGACCAACACCAUAUCUUAUAUAUCUUCACCGAUAAUCGUGAGUAUACUGUCGUCUGUCGUAGUACCAAGUGAAAAGCAGUAUGGGCACCCAGACUGCUGGAAAAUUGUAGUAGUAGUAAUAGUAGUACAUUGCAGUUGAAAAUUCUUCUUGUCUCCUGGUCUGCUUGGCACAUGCAAGCAUUCACUCUGAAUA